Messenger RNA from Trichosurus vulpecula (common brushtail), 270 nucleotides. It is a transcript of the gene OTOS, whose product is annotated as otospiralin. The transcript has 3 exons. Gene Ontology annotation, biological process: sensory perception of sound. Lineage: Eukaryota; Metazoa; Chordata; Mammalia; Diprotodontia; Phalangeridae. Bases 1 to 270 code for a protein of 89 amino acids. The record is from RefSeq and is a predicted model, not a curated record.
AUGAAAUUCAGCAUUGUCAGCCAGCUCUUCCUCUGUCUGCUGAUGGGGGCUUUCAUAGGUGCCAAGCCAGUCCAGGAAGAUGCAGACCCCUUCGCGGAGCUACCCGCCUUGCCCUACUGGCCUUUCUCCACUACAGACUUCUGGUCCUAUUUCGAGUACUUUCAGACGCUGGGAGCCUACCACCAGAUCCACGAUAUGGCCCGGACCUUCUUUGCUCACUUUCCCCUGGGCACUACCCUGGGUUAUGAUGUCCCUUAUCAGGAAGACUGA